CUUAUGUCAGCCUGCACAUGGCUUUAAUGAGUUUACCUCUUACUGAAGCAGGUUAGGGCUUGCACUGCUUCUUUUCAAAAGCCACAUAUAAAAGAAGACUUAUUUGAUAAGGGUCCUAAGAAACAAAGUGAUACAUGCUAGGCAUGUGCAGACAUUAACAGUAACCAGGAGCCUCCCAGGGCUGCAAGCUACCUUGACUAAUGGUUGAAUAUCAGGGGGAUAUUGAAAACAGUUGAACCUACUGAUUCUUCAUCAAUAUCUAGUCCUCAAGUUCGCUCGUACUUUGGGAAUAGCAAAGAGAACCAAAAUGUCAGUUCCCAGGAUCCUCUGAAGAAAAUCUCUGCUUAGAAAUAUCCAGCAAUAUUGAAAUCUCAUGUUGAGCAAUCAUUUACGAUAUUUUCAUGAUAGAUUAUGAAAUAAUGUGUCCUAUAAUGACUAACAAGUCAGUUAUGCUUCUAAGCCUCUUGGUUCUUCACGGUGUGUAUACAAAUGGAAAAACAACAUGUAAAUGGCAAUUGGUGAAAGAAUGGCAUACACAGCCAUCAUCAUUUGUGGUGAAUUGGACACUAUCAGAAAACAUCUGCAUGGAUGUCUAUGGAGAUUGCUGGUUUGAGAACAUAAAUACUAAAAUGAGCACUUCAGGCAAUCAAUCUCUUCCCCAGAUUUGUCCUUUGCAAAUUCAAUUUGGAGACAUUCUUGUAAUUUCAUCUGAACCAUCUCUUCAAUCUCCAGAAGUAAAUUUGAUGAAUGUUUCUGAAGCAUCAUUCAUUGACUGUCUGCAGAAUACCACAACUGAAGAACAGUUACUUUUUGGUUGCAAGCUAAAGGGAAUGCACACUGUUAAUUCUAAGUGGCUGAGUGUUGGGACGCAUUAUUUUAUCACAGUAAUGGCAAGUGGUCCAUCGCUUUGUCAACUGGGACUUCGACUAAAUGUGACAGUGAAAGAGCAGUUCUGCCAGGAAUAUCUGAGUUCUGAAUAUUGCUCUGGGCAUGGUAAAUGUCUUACUGAAAUUUGGAGCAAGACAUACAACUGCCAUUGUGAGCCUCCAUUUUCUGGAAAAUACUGCCAGGAGUUUGAUGCAUGCUCUUAUAAACCAUGUAAAAAUAAUGGCAGUUGCAUUAAUAAAAGUGAAAAAAGGAAUAAACAAGGAUAUGAAUGUAUCUGUCACCCACCAUUUACAGGCAUAAAUUGUUCAGAAAUAAUUGCCCAAUAUCAACCACAUGUCUGUUUCCAUGAGAAUUGCAGCAAUGUUACUGCAAGUAGUUUCAUUUGUGAGUGUGAUGCACCACAUUCAGGCCCUUCUAAUUAAGUUGAGAGGGACUUGAAAUUUCUGAUAGAGUACCUCAGCCAUUGAUCAUAAGAGGGGAUGGUAACUACAGGCAGGAAGAACUCCUCUUAUAUGUGGAGCCCAAGAACCAAAUGGACAAAAUUGAAACACACUCAUAGAUACAGG
Molecule: messenger RNA, 1454 nt
Organism: Phyllostomus discolor (pale spear-nosed bat)
Lineage: Eukaryota; Metazoa; Chordata; Mammalia; Chiroptera; Phyllostomidae
Product: protein eyes shut homolog
Exons: 4
Coding region: 402-1310 (302 amino acids)
Biological process (GO): establishment or maintenance of epithelial cell apical/basal polarity; heterophilic cell-cell adhesion
Cellular component (GO): plasma membrane; protein-containing complex
Source: RefSeq, a predicted model, not a curated record